AUGCUCAAAUCAACUAUAAUGGUUUCAUUAGUAUUAUAUUUCUUUGUUACAUAUAUUCAUGGAAAUCCAAUUAGUAUACAUGAAAAUUCAUCAUCACCAACAACAAUAUUUAUUAAACCUAAAGCAAAUGUAAUGCGUCGUCUUAAUCCACUUAAAUUAUUUUUUACUGUGGCUUAUACACCAACACAAGAACCACCUUAUUCAAUUGAAUGGAAUUUAUCACUUUUAAAAACUAUGUUACUUGAAAGUAAUCAUGUUAGUAAUGAUGAUAAAGCAUUAUUUCUUAUGAAAUUUAGCAAUAUUGAAAAUGAUUAUGCAGAUUGGUCAUUUGAAAAACAUGAUGAAUUAGAAAGAUUUACUGAAAAAUAUUUUAAUUUAUAUAAAUCACCAGAUUUAUUUUUACCAUUUCGUGAUUGUUCUGCUUUAACAUAUGCUCUAACAGAAGAAAUGCUCAAUGAUCUACAAUUGAAUGUAAAUGAUGAAAAACGUUCAAAAAUUCGAGCUAAAGCAGUUCAACGUUUAUGUGACUCAGAAUAG
This is a messenger RNA of Rotaria sordida, 537 nucleotides long. NCBI's taxonomy places the organism in Eukaryota, Metazoa, Rotifera, Eurotatoria, Philodinida, Philodinidae. The record is from the annotation of a GenBank genome assembly.